This is a messenger RNA of Lotus japonicus, 1612 nucleotides long. RefSeq lists its product as uncharacterized. The record is from RefSeq and is a predicted model, not a curated record. NCBI's taxonomy places the organism in Eukaryota, Viridiplantae, Streptophyta, Magnoliopsida, Fabales, Fabaceae. Gene Ontology annotation, molecular function: transaldolase activity. The coding region runs from base 93 to 1415 and encodes 440 amino acids. Gene Ontology annotation, cellular component: cytoplasm; intracellular anatomical structure. The transcript has 7 exons. Gene Ontology annotation, biological process: pentose-phosphate shunt; carbohydrate metabolic process.
AAAAUUGAUGAAAUUAAACCAACUCUCACUCUCACCAACACCAACCAGCCACCACCAAACACCGCAUCGCAUCGCUGACUUCGAAUUUUCCGAUGGCUUCCAUUUCAAAGCUCACAACGCCAACACCAAACCCAGCCUUAUCACAAUCGCUUCGAACCCGAUCUUCUCAGAACUGCUUCCUCGCUUUCCAGCUACCUUCCUCAACCAAUUUCAAAACCAACCUCUCCGCUUCCUUCUUUGCCCCUCGCUCCCACCCUCUUCAAAACACUUUGCGGAUUAGAUGCUCCCAAACAGGUGGAAAUGGAAGUCCUGCAAAGAGGACAACACUUCAUGAUCUUUAUGAGAAAGAAGGGCAGAGUCCAUGGUAUGAUAAUCUCUGCCGACCCGUUACGGAUCUGAUUCCUCUUAUUGAGAGUGGUGUUAGAGGAGUCACUAGCAACCCUGCGAUCUUUCAGAAAGCUAUCUCUACUUCAAAUGCUUACAAUGAUCAGUUCAGGGAACUUGUGCAAGCAGGGAAAGACAUUGAGAGUGCAUAUUGGGAACUUGUAGUGAAAGACAUUCAAGAUGCUUGCAAACUAUUUGAAUCAAUCUAUGAUGAAACAGAUGGUUCUGAUGGCUAUGUUUCUGUUGAAGUUUCUCCUAGGCUCGCUGAUGAUACCGAAGGAACCAUAGAAGCUGCAAAAUGGCUCCAUAAAGUGGUUGCUCGCCCCAAUGCGUAUAUUAAGAUACCAGCUACUGCUGCAUGUGUCCCUUCAAUUAAGGAAGUUAUUGCUAAUGGGAUAAGUGUGAAUGUGACUCUGAUAUUCUCUCUUGAAAGAUAUGAAGCUGUAAUUGAUGCUUACAUUGAAGGUCUUGAGGCAUCUGGGCUAAAUGACCUCUCCAGAGUCACCAGUGUUGCCUCUUUCUUUGUCAGUCGUGUAGACACUCUCAUUGACAAGAUCCUUGAGAAAAUUGGCACACCAGAGGCCCUUAAUCUACGUGGCAAGGCAGCAGUAGCCCAAGCAGCUCUGGCUUACCAGCUCUACCAAAGGAAAUUUUCUGGUCCAAGGUGGGAAGCUCUAGUUAAAAAAGGGGCCAAGAAGCAAAGGCUGCUCUGGGCCUCCACCAGUGUCAAGAAUCCUGCCUAUCCUGACACCUUAUAUGUUGCUCCUCUUAUUGGACCUGACACGGUUUCAACCAUGCCGGACCAAGCGCUUCAAGCGUUUAUCGAUCAUGGUACUGUAUCCAGGACAAUAGACUCAAAUGCAUCUGAAGCUGAAGGAAUAUACAACGCUCUCCAGAAAGUGGGUGUUGACUGGAGCUUUGUUGGUUCCCAGCUUGAACUUGAAGGAGUGGAAUCAUUUAAGAAGAGCUUUGAUAGCCUCCUGGAUUCCCUGCAAGAGAAAGCUAACUCUCUUAAGUUGGUCAGUCUCUGAAGUGAGAAUGUUAUAGUGAGUAAUGUUUUAUAUGGUGCCAUUUAUGGAUUAAUAAAAGACAUUGGCUGUGAGUUAUGUCAUAAGUGUGGUGCCAUUCAUGGGAUCAUUUAAACGAUGGUGAAACAUUAUAAAUUGGACAUUGUCCGCUUCGAAGCGUUUUGUUUCGUCCCAUAUAUCAUUAUGCGGUUUUAGAAGAA